Messenger RNA from Phoenix dactylifera (date palm), 2859 nucleotides. RefSeq names its product squamosa promoter-binding-like protein 9. Gene Ontology annotation, molecular function: DNA binding. Lineage: Eukaryota; Viridiplantae; Streptophyta; Magnoliopsida; Arecales; Arecaceae. The record is from RefSeq and is a predicted model, not a curated record. Gene Ontology annotation, cellular component: nucleus.
AACGCCCCCCAACCCCAACCACCGCUUGUGCCUUGGGCUUCCAUCAAAACCCAGCCCCACGUCGACAUGGAGACGGAUCUAAAUCCCGUGAAGGCGGAGCCCUCCCCGCCCUCCCCGGCGCCGUCCGCGACCGCUUCUUCGCAUAGGUCUAGGGUUUCGGAAAUGGAGAUCCCUCCGAUGACUGACGUCGCGGCUGCCGCUGCGGAGGCGGAGGCGGCGGUCUGGGAUUGGGAAAAUCUUCUCGCCUGCACCAUCGACGAGGAGGAUCCCUGGAUGCUCCCAUGGGAGAGCUCCGAGGAUGGCCAGACUCCGAUUCCUCCUCCGCCAACGGCGGCGGAGCCGUCAUCACUCCCGCCGGUCCCGGCGGAGGCGGCGGAAGGGAAUAACCGCGUGCGGAAGAGGGAUCCGCGGCUCGUGUGCCCGAACUAUCUGGCGGGGAUUGUGCCGUGCGCGUGCCCGGAGGUGGACGAGAUGGAGCUGGAGGAGGAGGAUGUGGCGGAGGCGGUAGCCGGAGGGAGGAAGCGCGCGAAGACUGGGGGAGUGGCGGCGGCGGUGGCGGCGGCGACGGCGAGGUGCCAGGUGCCGGCGUGCGAGGUUGAUAUCAGGGAGCUGAAAGGGUAUCACCGGCGCCAUAGGGUUUGUCUCCGGUGUGCUAAUGCUUCGUCUGUGGUGCUUGAUGGCGAGCACAAGCGGUACUGCCAGCAGUGUGGCAAGUUUCAUUUGCUGUCAGAUUUUGAUGAGGGUAAACGUAGCUGUAGGAGAAAAUUAGAGAGACACAACAAAAGGAGGCGGAGAAAACCUAGUGAUUCAAGAAAUGUUGUGGAGAAAGAAUUGGAAGCUCAAGGAGACCCUCCAACUGAUGUUAUUUGUAAUGGCAAACCUGGGAAAGAUAUGUCAAAUAUUGCUUGUGACACAGUUGAGACUGUUGUGAGCAACAGAAGUUUGGACAGAGAAACACUUCUGGGAUCUGAAGAUGGGAAUGGUUCUCCCAUUUGUUCCAUUCCUAGCUUCCAAAAUGACCAGAAUGCUGGUCUAGUUUCUUUAGCAGCUUCUGAUGAAGCUCGUGCUGAUGAAAGAAUAGAUAUUUCGAAGUCUGCCCUUUCCUCUACACUUUGUGACAACAAGAGUACUUAUUCAUCUGUUUGUCCUACAGGUCGUAUUUCAUUCAAGCUUUAUGACUGGAAUCCUGCAGAAUUUCCUAGACGACUACGCCACCAAAUAUUUGAGUGGUUGGCCAACAUGCCUGUUGAGUUGGAGGGUUAUAUUCGUCCUGGAUGUACGAUCUUGACUGUAUUCAUUGCAAUGCCACAAUUUAUGUGGGAGAAGUUAUAUCGAGAUGCGGCCCAAUACAUAGGAGACUUAGUUAAUGCACCUGGAAGUUUGCUGUUGGGAAGAGGCACCUUUUUUAUUUAUCUUAGUCAUAUGAUCAUUCACAUUUUGAAAGAUGGAACAUCAUUGAUGAACAUCAAGAUGGAGGUUCAAGCUCCAAGGCUACAUUAUGUUUACCCUACUUAUUUUGAAGCUGGCAAACCAAUGGAGUUUGUUGCCUGUGGAAGUAAUCUUAACCAGCCUAAAUUUCGGUUUCUUGUGUCAUUUGCUGGAAAAUAUCUCAACUUCGAUUCUUGUUCUGUCAUAUGUCAUGGGAAGAGCAAGUAUUAUGAUGAAAAUGGGGUGGAGUACCUCCACAAUUCUGACCAUGAGAUGUUCAGGAUAAAUAUAACUCAGACAGACUUGGAUGUUUUUGGCCCUGCAUUUAUUGAGGUUGAGAAUGUAUCUGGAAUAUCCAACUUUGUCCCUAUCCUCGUUGGUAACAAUAAUGUAUGCUCUGAAAUGAAGAGGAUUCAGGAUGCAUUAGGUGAACCCUAUUGUGCAGAUAGCAUCAUGUCGCAAAAUGCAGUUAGUGGUGCUAGUCCAGCCUUUUGUGAGUUUUUUGUGUCAAGACAAAAUGCAAUCUCAGAACUGCUUUUGGACAUUGCAUGGUUACUGAAGGAGCCUCACAUCAAUGAAAGGGAAUCUCUCUUUAGUUCGGAAAAUAUUCAGAGAUUAACUUCUUUACUAAAAUUUCUGAUACAAAACAGAUUUGUUAGUAUCGUCGAGGUUGUACUGCAUUAUUGGGAUAAUAUAGUCGAUGGGAAGGGUUUUGAUAAGUCAGAAAAUUGGUAUUCUGAUGCUGAUAUGAGGCUAUUACAUGAGUAUGUGAACCAUGCUAAAGAAAUUCUUUGUCAGAUAACUUUACAUGAUGUGGAGCCGGAACUAGAUUCAAAAAACUCAAUUGAUGGAAAUGAUGUGCUGCAAAGAUAUUUGAAGAGUGGUGUGGUCUCUGCCAUGCCUUGCACAAAUCAAGACGAAGGAGCGAGGAAUGAAGAUGGUCCGUGCUCAGCCACAAGUUCAGCAACUCAAGAGGAUGAUGAAAAUGUUCCACUUGUAUCGAACAAGAUUAUUCACAGGCGACACUGUUACCCACACCAGGGUUCCAAAUGGCUUCGUCAAUCUUGGGGUGACAUUUUCCCCACUAACAUGAUGAGGAGACGUCUUGGUGUAAUUUUAAUGGUUAGUGUUGUUAUGUGUUUUGCAGCAUGUAUCGUCCUUUUUCACCCUCACAAGGUUAGGGAAUUUGUAGUUUUCAGGAGGUGUUUGUUUGGUGGUCCCAUGCAACAGAAAAUAGUAGGCAGGCACGUUCCUUAAUCACUGCCAGUUCACUCAAAUCCUGUGUUGAUUGUAAAUUACCAGGCUAUCAUGUGCAUUUGCUCAUUUGCGCUUGAAGGAUUCCGUGAUAUUUUUGGAAUAAAUUCUAGCCUUUUUUGGUGAUCAGGGGAUGUUUGCUUGAAAGUUGAAACAAAUGCAAUCUCACUUCAUGUC